AUGAACAUAGGAAAUGUCCAGCAUGGGGACAAGAUUGUGCUAAAUGGAAAAAAAAAAAGAAACCAUUUUGCAGCUAAGUGCAUAAACACAAUAAGGAUACAAGAUCCCGCUGAGAGUGACAACGAAGAUUACCUCAACACCCUUAAUGCACUGAAUGCACCAAGUGACAAAAUGACAGCGGUAUUCUUGAUCAACGACCAGAAUGUAAGAUUUCAACUGAACACGGGAGCAGACGUAAACAUCAUUUGCAAGAGAUUCGUAAGGAAAAGCCAAGUCAGAAAAACAUCCCAAACUCUUACCAUGUGGAAUCAGUCAAAACUGAAGCCAUCGGGCAUGACUGAUAUCAUUAUGACGAAUCCGAAAAAAGGCAAGCAAGAAAAGGUGCUAUUCACCGUUGUGGACAACGGGUUGCAAUGUUUAUUGGGUUUACAGACUUGCAAAUGCUUGGGACUAAUAACUGUCAAUAAUGAAAAUUUCAUUGCACCAGUCCACUGUGAAGAAAGCAAUCUGGGAGAUUUAGGCAAAGCUCACCUCACUGUUGACGAAACAGUGGCACCAGUGGUCUCCCAGUGUCGGAAGAGCCCCCAUACUAUGAGAGAAAAAGUCAAGAAAGAAAUCGAGCUUUUGGUGAGUCGGAAAAUACUUGUCCCUGUUGACAAACCCACUGACUGGGUCAGUCAAAUGGCUUUGGUCAAGAAACCAAAUGGAAACCUCAGGAUCUGCAUUGACCCACAACACUUGAACAAAGCCCUCAAGCUAGAACACUAUAAACUUCCAACUCUAGAAGAUAUCUUACCACAAUUCAAAAAUGCCAAGAUAUUCUCCAAGCUAGACAUAAAAGAAGCCUAUUGGCAUAUCCGAUUGGAUGAAUCCUCAAGUUGGCUAACGACAAUGAUCACAGCUUUCGGUCGUUUUCGAUGGGCUCGACUUCCAUUUGGCCUAAAUGUAAGCGGGGAAAUGUUCCAAGAGAAGUUAUCCCAAGCCCUUGAGAGACUAGACGGAUGCAUCAACGUGACAAAUUGCAUAGUCCUAGCUAGAACGGCGCGGGAAGGUCUAAGUCAGUAA
This is a messenger RNA of Biomphalaria glabrata, 1065 nucleotides long. RefSeq lists its product as uncharacterized. The transcript has a single exon. Bases 1 to 1065 code for a protein of 354 amino acids. Lineage: Eukaryota; Metazoa; Mollusca; Gastropoda; Planorbidae. The record is from RefSeq and is a predicted model, not a curated record.